AUAUCGUUAUCGUUAAAAGAAAAAGAAUGAGCAGCAUGGUAGCUUUUAUCACUCAUGACCUGUUCUUCCUUCUUCUUGUACUCUAUAUCUGCAUCCACCGGCUUGUCCUACCCAAAUUCACCCGCAUAUUGUCAAACAACUUCCCUUUAACAGUGGCCAACCUGAACUCCGGUACUCGAAAUUUCUUGUUUCGUAUCCCACAAUUUCUAAAUCUGUAUAGUCAUGAUGAUGUUCAAGAAAACUGUGACAGGCUCGGGAUCGGCCUGAUCAAGCGAUACGAACACAAGCACGGGUGUGAAAAGGAAACGGCUAACAACGAAUGUGCGAUAUGUUUGUGCGAAAUCGAAGAAGGGGACGAGAUUAGAGAGUUGAGGUGUGACCACGUCUUUCAUAUGGUAUGCUUAGACAGAUGGGUCGUUGGUUACAGGCAUGAAACAUGCCCGAUGUGCCGCGGCCGUCUAGCUCCGCCCCGGAAGUGGGCUACCGGGCUAAUUGGAGAGGAAGAAGUCUUGGUUUUCAACUUGUUUCCGUGCCGUACAAAUCGUCGCCGGAGCACAUGGUGGCUGAUUGACUAGCCGUUAGUAGCUAGAAGCCUAGAAUGAGAUAAAGUCCAAUUUUCACCUAACCCAACAAAGUGGGAUCUAAAUGAGUAUCUCGGAUUAAUAUCUUGUAUCCUAAGUAAUGUAAAUGAUCUCUUAUAUCGAUUGAAAAGAAAAAAAAGUGGGCUGUGAACAAUUGUUAUUGUGGAAAUUUUAUAGUCAACUCAAAAUCAGUUGGUGAUAA
Rhododendron vialii is the source of this 783-nucleotide messenger RNA. Its product is annotated as E3 ubiquitin-protein ligase RHA2A-like. The record is from RefSeq and is a predicted model, not a curated record. Gene Ontology annotation, molecular function: ubiquitin protein ligase activity. Lineage: Eukaryota; Viridiplantae; Streptophyta; Magnoliopsida; Ericales; Ericaceae. Bases 27 to 575 code for a protein of 182 amino acids. The transcript has a single exon. Gene Ontology annotation, biological process: protein ubiquitination.